Messenger RNA from Terrapene triunguis (Three-toed box turtle), 6724 nucleotides. RefSeq names its product ADAM metallopeptidase with thrombospondin type 1 motif 2 (gene ADAMTS2). The transcript is spliced from 22 exons. Gene Ontology annotation, molecular function: zinc ion binding; metalloendopeptidase activity. NCBI's taxonomy places the organism in Eukaryota, Metazoa, Chordata, Testudines, Emydidae. Bases 596 to 4147 code for a protein of 1183 amino acids. Gene Ontology annotation, biological process: extracellular matrix organization; proteolysis. The record is from RefSeq and is a predicted model, not a curated record.
GAUAUUGGUGGAGCACAGCCCCCAGCCCUGAAUAUUCCUGGUGCUCGGCACCACGAGCCCAUAUAACCUGCCGCCUAUAGAGCUUGGCGCAGACUGAGGGUCCGAGCUGGGCGUCUUGGGACAGUAACUUGAGCACAUUAGGACCUGGAGGGAGCGGGGCGCUCACUACUCUGUGAGCUGCUGCGAGCGAAGAGUCAAGGGCAAAGAAACGUGGCUGUCGAAGGGGUGGGUGGGGAAGUGUCCCGCAGCCAGAGUUGGAUCCAGGAGGGAGGGGAGCCCCGGGACUGCUGCCAGGGCUUGCUACGGAGCCGGGCUGCGCUGGGUGGCAGCGCCUCUGUCAAUCAGCCUGACUCCACUCCCGCACGCCUGUGUUCUCCCGUGCUGCGCUCCAGCUGCCUCCUUGUGUCUCUGCUUCGCUGCGCUCACAGAGCGGCCGCCGCUGCUGCUGGGUGCAUGCACCAGGGGACCGGAGCGGGGCUGACGCGUCCCCGCCGCGUUCCGGGCGGCACCGGGCUGCCCUCAGUUUGUGCUGGGUAGCGGCGGGGAACUUUAAUGCUGGCUCCAAGUGUUGGGCUCGGUCUGCGGUUCAGCUGCAAUGGAUCCUCCAGCAGGGAUCGCCUGUCUGCUGCUCUGCUGUGCGCUCUUCCUGCCCGGGAGCGCCCUGCAGAGCUCCAGGGAGAGAGAUCCUAUUUUGAGGAAUAUAGAGGAAUACAGACUUGUCGUCCCAAUCAGCACCGAUUCAGAGGGCAGGUUCCUAUCUAACCUGGUGUCUGGACCUCCAAGGGGGCGCUUCCGAAGAGAUGCUGGGGAUAUGCAACAUGAAGCUUCAAAUGAGCAAAUAUUUUAUAAUGUCACUGUUUUUGGAAGAGAGUUUCACUUCAGGCUGAGACUGAACUCUAGGCUGGUUGCCCCUGGAGCAACAAUUGAAUGGCAAGAGGAUUCUAAUGUGACUCAUAUUGAACCACUCCAUGGGAAUUGCCUAUAUGUUGGGGAUAUCACUGAUUUGCCUAACGCUUCAGUUGCUAUAAGCAACUGUGAUGGGCUGGCAGGCAUGAUUCGCACAGACAAGGACGAGUUCUUCAUUGAGCCUCAGGAGAAGGGCAGUCAGGAGGAAGACGGAGGCAGGACGCAUGUGGUAUAUCGCAGAGCAGCUGUCAAGAAGCCACUUCGCACUGAGAACACAGAUAUCCAGUAUAAAGCAGCUGACCUGAGUAAUCUGGAUAACCUUGUCAGUGUGCUGAGCCUCAUUGAAGACCGAGUAAAUAACUCAAGAAAGAGAUAUCGGAGGCAUGCGACUGAUGAUGACUACAACAUUGAAGUUCUCCUGGGAGUUGAUGACUCGGUUGUACAGUUCCAUGGAAAAGAACAUGUACAGAAGUACCUUCUGACCCUGAUGAAUAUCGUGAAUGAAAUCUACCAUGACGAGUCCCUAGGUGCCCACAUUAAUGUUGUCUUGGUGAGGAUAGUCAUGCUGAGCUAUGGGAAAUCCAUGAGCUUAAUAGAGAUUGGGAACCCUUCCCAGAGUUUGGAGAAUGUAUGUCGCUGGGCCUAUCUACAACAGAAGCCUGACACUGCACAUGCAGAAUAUCAUGACCAUGCUAUUUUUCUCACAAGGCAGGAUUUUGGUCCAUCUGGCAUGCAAGGCUAUGCUCCAGUUACUGGAAUGUGUCAUCCUGUACGAAGUUGCACCCUCAACCAUGAAGAUGGUUUUUCCUCUGCAUUUGUGGUGGCCCAUGAAACUGGGCAUGUAUUAGGCAUGGAGCAUGAUGGCCAGGGCAACAGGUGUGGGGAUGAGGUCCGAAUGGGGAGCAUCAUGGCCCCUCUUGUCCAGGCUGCAUUCCAUCGCUUCCACUGGUCUCGCUGUAGCCAACAAGAGCUGAACAGAUAUCUACAUUCCUAUGAUUGUCUGCGUGAUGAUCCUUUUGAACAUGAUUGGCCUUCCCUUCCCCAGCUGCCAGGAAUUCACUACUCCAUGAAUGAGCAGUGCCGUUUUGAUUUUGGUUUGGGCUACAUGAUGUGCACAGCUUUCCGUACGUUUGAUCCCUGCAAGCAGCUGUGGUGUAGCCAUCCCGAUAACCCUUAUUUCUGCAAAACAAAGAAGGGACCGCCACUGGAUGGGACUAUGUGCGCGCCUGGAAAGCACUGCUUUAAAGGUCACUGCAUCUGGUUAACUCCAGAUAUCUUGAAACAGGAUGGAAAUUGGGGAGCAUGGAGUAAGUUUGGCUCCUGUUCUCGAACCUGCGGUACAGGGGUAAAAUACAGGACACGGCAAUGUGACAAUCCACACCCAGCUAAUGGAGGCCGUACAUGCAUGGGGCCAACCUAUGAGUUCCAGCUUUGCAGCACUCAAGAUUGUCCUCAGCAGUUUGAUGAUUUCAGAGAGGAGCAGUGUAGACAAUGGGAUCCUUACUUUGAAUAUCAGAAUACGAAACACCACUGGCUCCCAUAUGAGCAUCUCGAUGCUAAAGAAAGGUGCCAACUGCACUGUGAGUCCAAGGAGACUGGUGACGUAGUGUAUUUGAAACGAAUGGUACAUGAUGGAACCCGCUGCUCAUAUAAAGAUUUUUAUAGCAUCUGUGUGCGAGGGGAUUGUUUGAAAGUUGGAUGUGACAGGGUAAUAGGUUCCUCUAAGCAAGAGGAUAAGUGUGGUGUCUGUGGUGGAGAUAACUCCCACUGCAAGGUGGUGAAAGGAACGUUCUCCAGGGCACCAAAGAAACCAGGGUACAUUAAGAUGUUUGAAAUUCCUGCUGGUGCAAGGCACUUGCUUGUACAAGAAACAGAUGCCACCAUUCAUAAUCUUGCCAUUAAGAAUCGAGAAACAGGGAAAUUCAUUUUAAAUGAAGACAACUAUGUACCGGAUUCUAAAGUAUUUGUUGACAUGGGUGUGGAAUGGGAAUACCGGAAUGAUGACGAUAGAGAAACAGUGCAGACCAUGGGGCCUUUGCGCAGUGGUAUAGUCAUUCUGGUGAUUCCUCAUGGUGGUGCCAAGGUUUCUUUGACUUACAAAUACAUGAUCCAUGAAGACUCCUUAAAUGUAGAUAACAACAAUGUUUUGGAAGAUGAUUCAGUAACAUAUGAAUGGGCUCUGAAAAAAUGGUCGCAGUGUUCAAAGCCCUGUGGAGGAGGUUAUCAGUUUACGAAAUAUGGCUGCCGGAGGAAGACAGACCACAAGAUGGUUCAUCGGAGAUUCUGCGAGACGAUCCAAAAGCCAAAGCCUAUUCGCAGAGUGUGCAAUCUGCAGGAAUGUUCCCAACCAAUAUGGGUUACAGGAGAUUGGGAGCCCUGCAGCAAAAGCUGUGGAAAAACAGGAUAUCAAGUACGUUCUGUACGGUGUAUCCAACCCCUGCAUGACAACACAAAUCGUUCUGUUCAUACCAAAUAUUGCAACAAUGAUCGUCCAGAAGGCAAAAGGUCUUGCAAUCGAGCACUUUGCCCUGCACAGUGGAGGAUAGGACCCUGGUCACAGUGCUCUGUAACUUGUGGAAACGGCACACAGGAACGGCAGGCUUUGUGCAGGACAAGAGAGAAUGCUAGUGGCUAUUGUAAAGAUGACAAACCGGAAACAAUGAGGAUCUGCAGACUAUCUCUAUGCCCCAGAAAUGUUUCUGAUCCAUCAAAGAAAACCUAUAUGAUACAAUGGCUGUCAAGACCAGAUGGAGAUUAUCCCAUCCAGAAAAUAUCUUCAAGGGAACGUUGCCAAGGAGACAAGUCCAUGUUUUGUCGCAUGGAAGUUCUCUCUCGUUACUGUUCAAUGCCUGGUUACAAUAAGCUGUGUUGCAAGUCCUGUAACAUGUAUAACAACAUAACAGAGGAUGAUAAUGUAACUGAUUCUAACCUAAAUAAGAACGACAUUGAGGAGAAUCUCCUGUCUACCCUUACUCCUCCUACUGGGGUGGUUGUCAUGCAGGCUACUGCUGGUCCUCCUCUUGUUUCCAAAUCAAACGCCACCCAUUCCAAUGCAACUGAGGACCACCCAGAAAUUAAUGCGGUAGACGUGCCAUAUAAAAUAGAUGGGCUGGACAAUGAAGUACCGCAGCACAACCUCAUCCCACGGAGGAGGCUGCCUUACGAAAGGACAAAGAACCAAAGAAUUCAGGAGCUGAUCGCUGAGAAAAGAAAGAGAGAGACUAUUAGUAAGCGACAUUAAAAUGGAAAUAUGGCACAAACGACAUUUUUUUCUCUUAUAGAGAUGUUACCACCACCAUAGUAAUGCCCAUGUCAUAAAAACUAGAAAAAGAAAAAAGCGGUGCUAUGGCAGAAAUGCCAAAUUCUAAUGCCUAAAACGAACAGAAAUGUCAGAUAGUUUCAUAAUGUUAGUAUAAACAUUUCAAUGGCUAGGGUUACAGGGUGCUAGAACGUACUAGUGCAAUAUCAGUACAGUAUUUCACUGAAGCCAAACAAACCUAUUACCUAGCCCAGAUCAGCAGGUUUAUUGAUUAUGGGCUCUUUUCACCCCUCAAUGCAUUGCAUAACUCCUAGGGAAUGUUAAUGGGAGUUAUAUUGAACAGGGAGGAGAACAGAUCCCAUUACCUACAAAUGCCUUUAAUAGUGACAAUCAGUUGAUCAAGAGAAGCAUUGCAUCAAACCGUACAUAAAAUUACUCCCAGAUUCAGGAAGGUAUUUAAGAACAUGCAUGACUUUAAACAUGCAAGUAGUCCCACUGCCUUAAAUGGGACUAUUCUCAUGGCUACACUUAAAUGGACACUUACAUACCUUUCUUAACUGGGACCUUACAUGUGAGAUUCUUUGUACAACCAUAUAUUUAAUCUCAGUUCAGAACUGAUAACCAGUAGUUUGCAUGUUCCCAUAAACAAUUUCAAAGCAUUUGAAUCUAUAAAAAUUAUUUACUAUUUGACUGGACCUAUACAAUUUAGACUGACAAUGUCCUAGUCUUUUGAGUAUCUUUAUUUCAUAGUCUCUAAACUCCUGUAAUACAAUAUCCCCAAUGGUUUUAGUUGACAUUCUUUUCGGUCUACCUUUUAUCCACACUCUGUUUAACUUAAAAUGACUGGAGUCUUUUCCUUUCCUUUCCUUUGGUGCUUCAUGAAGAAAACGUAGUUGUGUGUGUUAACGUUUUCCAUGGUACAAUGUUAUGUCAUUCUGAAGGAAAACAAUGUGUAUUAUCAAUCUUUCCUUAGGACAGCUCUGGUGCAGCAGAAGUGAACAAUUGUUCAUCAUGCUUAUAUAUAAACACAGUACCAAGUUUGCUUAGAUCUUAGAGAUGUGUAUCCUGACAGCCCUUUGAGUACUUCCUUUCCCUGCAAUAUCUUCUGGUAGCUGAGGGCCUAUAUAAGCAACCUCACCAUUUUCCAUAGCUCAUUUUGGACGGCUGGUAGGUAGAAGACACGUUCAACUUGGUGGUUUGUACCUUUUGCCGAGGCCAUGCCUGCUUUCAAAUGCCUCUAUAUAAUGCAAGGAUGUUACCAGCCGACUUACAGGAUAACUAAUGUGAAUAGUAGGUAUUGAGCCUUUGAGCCAAAGACCACUAAGCUCAGUGGAAAGGCUCCCAUUGACUUCUGUGGGUUUUGCAAACCCUGGACUAUUGUAGGAGUAGGAAUUAAAACCUUUGUGGGUAUGGGGUUUAUUAAUUUUGCUCUUGCCUACGGGGUUGACUUUCCCUUGUCUGCUCAAGCUUGUUAAUAUUUUCCAGGGGAUAAGGUCUCUUUGAAACUGCCAGUUCACAUAGAAAAGGCAACUGAGAGGUGGCAAAAUGCUCUCAAUUCAAGUUUUUGAUCUUGAAGUGAGACCACGACCUUGUAUCUUCUCAGUUGCACAGCUAGCUUGGGCAUAUGCUAAAUUCCCAAUGCAUGUAAGAUGCUACGUAGCUUCGUUGCUGCUGAAGCAAUGUUGAACCUGGCAGCCAGGCCCUCACUGAAAAGCAAACCACAACUGGCUUUCUACUGUCCAGGCUGGGGCCCCCAUUGCUGCUUUUAAAUGUUGUGAGUGAAUGGGUCACCUAGGUCCAUUGCAAAGUAUCCCAGUUUAGAUUGGAAAGAGACAGCGCUAAAAGUAGCCCUGAGUGCACUGAAUUAUUGAAACCAGCAGCUGAAUCUAUGCUCAGAAACUCUUGAAAGGACAAGAGUUAACAAAAAUAAUUUACAAAGAAUAUUAGACAAAGUAGUAGAGGAGGGGCCAAUUUUAUUCCUGUUGUAAUGCCAUCAGCUUCACUUCCUCACAGGAUGGUGUGGAGGUCAAUUCAAAGUAAUGCUCCUAUAACAACCUCAAUUGACAGAAGUUACAUCAGAGCUUGAUAUAGGUAAAGACUCUUGUAACAUCCCUGUGCUCUCAGGUUUCAGGGUUCAAAGUAUUAGCUCAAGCCACAGCAGCUCAAGGAGCUACGCUGAAACCUCUUUAAAGGGGCUAACUGCUAAAGGGGGACAAAGAUCCACACUCUCCCCCUAUACACUAUACUUACACAACCUCUUCCAUUCUUUUCCUACAAUGGCCUCUUCUCUUGUGGCUGGUGGGAGAACAUUCUACUAAAGCAUGGGUUUCUUUUUGGUUCUAAAAAAUAAAAUUAAAGGUCCAUAUUGUAAAAACACUAACGAAGGCCAGGUUGGUGUAUGUGUUAGGUCAGGUGGUUGAAUUAAUGGCUCAGAUGAAGACAAGAACUCAGGUAUAUCUCCAAGACAGCUCUUCCCUUCUCAAUCUCAUAGAACUGGAAGGGACCCUGGAAGGUCAUUGAGUCCAGGCCCCUGCCUUCACUAGCAGGACCAAGUACUGA